This is a messenger RNA of Triplophysa dalaica, 5066 nucleotides long. RefSeq names its product coiled-coil domain containing 120b (gene ccdc120b). The transcript has 11 exons. The coding region runs from base 361 to 2214 and encodes 617 amino acids. The record is from RefSeq and is a predicted model, not a curated record. Lineage: Eukaryota; Metazoa; Chordata; Actinopteri; Cypriniformes; Nemacheilidae.
GAUGCGUGUUGAUCUUCCCCCUGUUUGCCAGUCUUUUCCCCGUGCUGUGACAGCGCUUUGCUGUGCAUGUGUGGGAUUGAUUAUCACCGAAAUGUGAAAGAAGAUAUUAAAAUAUUGCCGCGAUGCGGGGACACCAUGCAUGUGUUUCUCAAGGGGAGGAUGUGAUACGCAAGAUGUUACUGAGGGGCUCAGCAGUAAACUAAGAAGUUACACAGUGGCUCCCCCAUCUGGCCACUGGUACACCAGAGCAUCGUGGACAUCAAUCUGAGCCACAACACGGAAUGACAUGUCUCACGUCACUACAAGAAGCUGAGGGUUAAGUGGGAGGCUGAAUUCACAAGACUUCCUGAGUUACAUUCUAUGGAGGUCAAAGGUCGCCUGAUCACUGCCAUGGGCUUAGGGGGUCCAGAUGUCCAGGGCUGUCAGGACAGCAAGCUGCAAGGAGAGCGUGUCUCUGAGCUGCAGGAACGAAAGCAGAGUCUGCAGAGUCUUCUAAACAGUCGCCUCGGGGAACUUCGACAAGUGUGUCUUCAAGAGGCGGAGCUCACAGGAAAGCUGCCGCGUGAUUUUCCUUUAGAAGCAGGGGAAAGACCUCCCUUUGUUCAGCGGCGAACCAAUCUGGGACCUUACGUUACCUCAAAAGGAGAGGAUGACCCGGGUCAGCGAAGGCAGAUGAAAGCUCUGUUCAGUGGUGCUCUGCGUCGGAGCAUCGAAUCUGAUAAAAACAUGUUGUACAGUAAGAGGACGGUUCACCGCGGAUGCCACACAGAAGAAACUGUCAAGUCUGAGAGCAGUUCUAUGUCAGACUCAACAUCUCACGACAAUGAAGACUCCUCUCCGAGUGUGGCACCUGAACACCGCUCCUUGUCUCAUCCCCGGCUUGCACCAGGCAGCCCUGACAGCAGGCUCUGUAGGAAGCUGUCCCCUGUGGAAAUCUACUAUGAGAUGAGAACUCGUCGUAACUCUGCCUCAAGCUCUGUUAGCCCAAGUCACUCACUCCCAAGAAGUGCAUCCAAUGUGGAGGGCAGAAGUGUUCCAGCCACGCCUCUAUUGUCCCGCACAGCACCAAUCAGCGUUCACGUGAGGCCAGAGAUGCCUGGUGGUAUUGCUCUUAAGCAGUGGUGUGGCAGUCCAGAUGUUCCUCAGUUUGUACCGUUAGCAUCUUUGGAGGGCUCCUCAUCUGAACGUCGCAGCUGCCCCUACAGCUCCCGCGCUCGCCGUAGCAACAGCUCUGAAGCACUGCUCGACCGUUCCAGUGUCCCCGAACCUGGACCUCCCCGUAGCGGCAUGCCACCCCGAGCUGGACCAUACAAGAGCUCCGAGUCCCUCACGGAUGGCAAACUCCGUCAGAUGUAUCAAGGCAGCCCAGAGAGGCAGAUGAUGGGAUUUAAAGAGCAGGGUAGAAUGCGCUCCUCUCUCGGCGGCCAAAGCAGUGGCACUGGAUACAAUGAAAUUUUGAUGGACUACAUUUGGGGAAAGCAACAGAAGAGGCCCGUACAGCCUCAGCCGAACCAAUCGGUGGGGCGAAUCUGGCCAGAUUUUUCCACCGCUCCAUCGGGUACCCCACCUCACUACAAUGGGUUCUCCCACUCGCAGUUACACCUGGCUGCUGCUCCACCUUCGUAUAGUCCCAUGGUACUGCGGGGCCAAGAGGCGGAGCCACGUCGGGUCAAAGUGACACGGACAAAAUCUUGCGGACCCUUUAUCCCUUUACAGCCGCACCAACAUGACACUUUGUUGUUCUCUGCUUACGAUCUGUCGCACCCCUCUUCUGGGUCCACCACUUCUUCGAUUCCCAACCUGUUGCCCCAUCACGCAGACCUAACCACUGCUGCAGCUUUCGGACGCAGACCCCCGCAAUUCUCUCUGCCCACCCCAGAGGACUCCACCCGCAGUCUGCACAAGGCACUGGCUCUGGAGGGGCUUCGGGACUGGUAUCUGAGGAACGCUUUGGGUUAUUCCACUACGGCCAAAGGUCAUGAUGGACUUGGCAUGAGGCACUCGCAAACUCACCACCUGGUGCACCAGCCUCAGUCCAUUGCAGCCGACCCACUUUAUUCACACCGUCAAAUACCUCAGUCAGCAUCAUUUCAUGGGCAUCCCUUGCAUGCUAGGUCCGUGGAACUCUCUCUCUACCCAGAGCCUUUCCCCUCUGAAGGAAGCACUGAGAAAGAGUCGGGUUCGGAGCCCCCUUCACCCGGAACGCUGGUCUGACUGGCAGCCAAAUUAUCCCAGCAUCUCUAAUGAGCAUUGCAUCUUCUUCUAGGGAUGCACCGGUCUGGUAUUGUCCUCAGUAUGCACCAUUAAAAGGCUCUGAUACCAAAAACCCGUAUAUGCAUCUUAUAUGAUUUGUAGCAUUAUUGUUGAAACGCACAAAAAAGUCAUGUGAUACACCAAACAAUGCUCAGCAAAAGCUCUAUGCAUAAUUUAUGUAUUGGCAUGUCUAAAUGUAUGUUCAAAGGCAGAUCAUUCUAGCGUCAAUCAUUAAGCCCAUUGCACAUUGAGUCCGAAAUUUGCGUCCGAAAUUUCCGCAUGUUAAGAAAUGAAUACGACCUCAUGUUGCGUCAAUCACAUUUACGCACUGGCUCUGAUAUUUUAGUAAGUCAUAAAAAAAUUUGGACCGGGUUCGAUUUUCUGCGUUUUAGCACCCGUCAAACAUUUUGAGUGGCCUUUUUAGCAAUUCAGAGACAACGUACAAACGAGAGCCAAUUAGGAAAAAAAGCAUACGAAAAUUACGGACUGUAUGUGCAAAGACCUUUACACAAGCAUAUAGAAUGGUGUAUAAAAUUGGAUAGUGAACAAAAUUUCGAAAAUAUGAGGUUCUUUUGUCUCUUGUUGCAUUGUCAGUAUAAAUGGGCUUAAAAACUGUUUUUUGUUUUUUUUUAGAUGUACAAUCAUACAUAAUAAGGUCUGAUAUAAUUCCUAUUUUUUUGCAUAUACUUUGACAAUACAUGGUUAAACUGAAGUAAAUAAUGUUUAGAUUUCAUGAUGCCAGCUCAUUGAUGAUCAGCUAUUAUUUACAGAUAAUCAAAAAUCUCAACAAGUGUUUUUUAUCAACGGGUACCAAAAUAAUUGUCAAUUGUACUCUUUCUGAUGGUAUCGGUGCAUCCCUAUCAAAAGAAGAGGCAUCUUUAAACAAUUCAUGCAAUCAUUGUGUUGGCGGUGAUAAAUCUAAAAGCUGCAUUCGAUUGUAAACCUGUCUGUCAGGAGGGUGUUUUCCUCAUACUCUGUGUACGUAUUCCUGAAAGUAAUUGUAUUGUAGAGGUACAUUUUCAGAACAAAAUAUACAUUUCAUUUACUCUGCUUCAUCCUGAGAUAUAUAAAUAUAUUUUCAGAGAACAAAAUAGAUUAUAAAAUGUACUAAUUACUAUUUUGUAACUAAUAUGGUUCAGGUUAAUACUCAAUUAUAUAUGAUCAGAUUUUCAUGCAUUUAAAUGUACUAUUACAGCAGUGAAUGUGUUACAUACCUAUUUGUUUAUAUCUCUAUAUAUAUCUAUAUGUAGCUAUGAAGAGUAUGAUAAAAGUAUUUCAUAUAGAGGACUUUGAAGUGAGGGUAAGAUUGUAGAAGUGUUUGAGAUGGCUGAAAUCUCGAUUACUCAAUGAAGUUUACACUGGUUGUGUGAAAUAAGUUUGAACGAUAUUACAGCUUUUAAUACAAAUUAUGCCGUGUCAUUACAACCUCAGUUUACAUGAGACUGUUGACGUACACAUUUUGGGAUCCUGAACUUUGAAAUGAUUUGAAGAAAAAAAAAAUAUGCAUGGCAAAAUAAUGCAUCAUGAAUUCCUGUAAAGCCUAAAUAAUGCUGUUAUGAUUUGUGCUCCGUUCAUUCUGAUUUUUUUAUUUGUUUGGAUGGCAAGUAUUUAGUUAUUUAAAAACAUUCAGUAUCUUUGGUGUAUCCAGACAUUCCAGUAUCUUUUUUUUUUUGCAUCGUUUAGUCGCAACCGACUCCUUUAAUACAUAUUCUAGAAUAUUGUAGAAAUGUUAUCUUAGUGUUGACUGUGGGAUACAUAAAAGUAGCAUAAGCUGGCCUUAUGUUUGCUCUGUAUGUGAGGUGAAAUACCUUCAGUCUAAACUGUUCAGUGUGUAAUCAUACUGUUCACCAGUUAGUUCAGAAAUGAUUAUUGUAACAGUUUUUAACUCGAAAGAUUUGCUUUUCUUUUGUUUUGUUUUAAAAUACAGUCUCUUUGCUGUAUAGACGGUUUCAAAGCAACUACACAAACAAACGUCACUACAUAUGCGUGCUUUUGUGGCCUGAAAGUAAUUGUCACAAUACACACAAAAAAUUGUUUCUGCAGAAUAUUUCUGAAAACGAGCAAAAGAAACUGAGAAGAGUCCACGAUGCUUGGCUAAACUAGCCUUGCCAAUAUUUUUAAUUUAGACUGCAAUACCACGUUCAACCGCUAGACGUCAAUGGGGUUUCUUCAAAUAUGACAGGAGUAAAUAUACAAUAAAAUUAAUUAUAAUUAAUAAAUGAAUAUAAAUAUAAUAUAUGAAUAUAUUAUUCAUAUAAAUAGUUACAUGAUUAGCCACUAGCCAGACCAAUAAACAAACAUUGACAGGAAGUUAACCUCGGGCCAGGCGCAAUGAAACUGUCUAUACAUGCUAUAUCACUAACCCAUGACUUGCUAAACUAAAGUUUAUUAUUGUUAAUAAGUUUCAAAGUUUCUGAUGAAUUCCCUUGAGAGGUACCUGUAUGAAUGUUUUGUUGUUAACUUAUUUACAGUUUCAAGUGAUUGUAGAUUGUAGGCUGCCUUUUGCCUCUUCAGCCUGUUGUGAUGAAUAUUAUUGCAGAUGGUAUGGCCUUCGGACUUCGAUGGUUUAGGUUUCUUUUUAAUACUUGGUUAAUUAAAAUUGGUUAAGAAAUGGUUAUUAGUAAUUGGUGUGUAGUUUCUACUCUUCAACUUGCAGGUUUGUGAGGUGCCUCCAGCUGGUAUCUGAACUCAUGACCAAACAGCUGUGUAUUGCUAGUCUCUGUUAGUGUAUUUUGGUGACUUAAAUGUCUGUACUGUAAUUGUAAAUAUAAAAACAUAUAUGUAGCAACUUGAAUAAAACGAUAUAUAUUGUA